Messenger RNA from Malania oleifera, 2337 nucleotides. Its product is annotated as protein root UVB sensitive 6. The transcript has 13 exons. The record is from RefSeq and is a predicted model, not a curated record. Bases 293 to 1807 code for a protein of 504 amino acids. Lineage: Eukaryota; Viridiplantae; Streptophyta; Magnoliopsida; Santalales; Ximeniaceae.
CCUCUCCUUCUUCCCUCUCCCCCUCGCCUUUUCCUUUCGAGUGCUUGCGUGCGUGGCUCUCUCAUCUCCUCAGUAUGGUUAACACCGUUGGAAAGUGGCAGGGGGCCGGCGUCUUCUCCUCCUCCGCCUCUCCUCGUUAAUUCCAAUGCUCAAUUACUUCCUACAUAUAAACACCUCUAGACUUCUCAUCCGCCACCUUUCCUUCUACCUAUUACAUUAAAUACCUAUUACAUUACAAACACACACUCUCUCUCUCUCUCCGCCCAGGUCACGCACUUCUCCAGUUGAAUCCAUGGCUCCGAUCCAGCUCAAACGAUCCCCGCCCCAAACCCUAACCAAUCCCCAGGACGCUCGCCUCCUCGUCCGCGAAACCAUCCGAAUCAGCGCCAAUCUCGCCUCUGCUCCCCCUUCUUCUCCCUCUCUCUCUUCUUCUCCGGCGUCGGGAGUGGCUGAGAGCAGGCGCGACACGAAUUUAGGCCUCCUUCAGGACGAUUUUGUUGAUUCCAGCUUGAGGUUGAUCUGCUGUGAGGAAAUCGACGGCCGUCGUUGGAAGUACGUCGUGGACAAUGGCGCCCCUGGUUGCUCCAGCAAGGGUUCCCUCCGCGCCAUUAGCCUGCACACCCCGCUGACUCCCGUGGAUGAGUUGAUGUCGUUCAUUCAAUCCUAUGUGGUACCUGAAGGUUUCCCUGACAGUGUUGCCCCAUCAUAUGUGCCCUACAUGACAUGGAGAGCUUUGAAGCACUUCUUUGGUGGAGCAAUGGGUGUCUUCACAACACAAACACUUUUAAGUUCAGUUGGAGUAUCUAGAAAUAGAGCGACUCCUGGUGCUGUUGCUAUCAACUGGAUUCUUAAGGAUGGUGCUGGUCGUGUUGGAAAAAUGAUUUUUGCUCGCCAGGGAAAGAAAUUUGAUUAUGAUCUGAAACAGCUUCGGUUUGCGGGUGAUCUCCUAAUGGAGUUGGGUGCUGGUGUUGAGUUGGCAACUGCAGCUGUGCCUCACCUUUUUCUGCCUUUGGCUUGUGCUGCCAAUGUGGUGAAGAAUGUUGCUGCUGUAACAUCAACAUCAACUCGUACUCCAAUCUACAAAGCCUUUGCUAGAGGAGAAAACAUUGGGGAUGUCACUGCUAAAGGAGAGUGUGUUGGCAAUAUUGCAGAUCUGCUGGGAACUGGACUGAGUAUCAUGAUUUCAAAAAGAAAUCCAUCCUUGGUUACAACAUUUGCCCUCCUCUCUUGUGGAUAUGUCCUCAGCUCUUAUCAAGAGGUAAAAUCUGUUGUCUUGCGCACAUUGAAUCGGGCUAGGUUUACAGUGGCUGCAGAGUCGUACCUAAGAACAGGACAAGUACCUUCAUUGCAGGAGGGGAACAUGAUGGAAGAUAUAUUUAGCUUUCCAUGGUUGAAAGACAGGCCUAUUGUUCUUGGGCCGAGAUUUAAGGAUGCUUUCCAAGACCCUUCUUCUUAUCUAGCAGUAGAGCGUCUCUUUGAAGAUGAGCGGUAUAUUGUGACGUUCAAUCCUUCUAAGGGUAAAGUAUAUGCAUUGCUCAAGGAUAAAGCGAAGUCAGAUGACAUUCUAAAAGCAGCAUUUCAUGCUCAUGUGCUUCUGCAUUUCAUUCAUUCUUCAAAUAAGAAUCAUACUUCCAAGGAUUGGGAAUCUUCCAAUUUAAUGCUGACAAUUACUGACCUUGAAGAUCAUAUUGCCAAAUCAUGUAAGAUGGUCUCGACAUCAUAUGGACUUUUCAAAAGUAAAGCUGCAGAGCAGGGGUGGAUGAUGUCAGAGUCACUUCUUAAUCCUGGUCGAGCUCGGCUUUGUUAGCUGAUUGCUAUGAUGAAUAUGCCAAACUCUUUUUUUUAUCACUUUUUACAACAAAGUCGUCACAUGCUGAGAGACUCAGACGGCUGCUGCUGCUGCUGCUCGCGCAUUUACUGAUCUCUCUACAGUUUUUGACAGACGAAACUGAGGAAGUGUGUAUGUAACAGAGAGCGCUUACCUUGCCUUGUUAUUUACCAAUGGGAAAGUGUGAACUGUGUUUCUUACAAAGGCUGGUAAGUUCUCCAUCUUGUGCAGUAUCGGCUGCCAUCGUCCUUUCUCUUCUGCUCCAUCCAAAUUUCUACAUUUUACCUUGGGAAGCUGCCUGACAUGUUGCAUGUUACUGUAGUGUUGUACAGUGAAACAGUAAAUAUAUACGCAGUGUGUCUCUUUGUUGUGAUGGUUGGUGCGGCCGGGGUUCCAUUUUUGUAGCUACUUGAAUUGUUCUCAAAUCCCACUUCACCUUGGCAAGCCAUCGCAUAUGUGUAGAAUGCUUUUAUUUAUCUAUACAGUCGAAAAGAUAUGAAUUCAUCUUA